GCAUGGAAUGACUCGGAAAGACUACAACCUGUACUUACAUAUUAUUUUGGAGUCAAGCGUCGAUUAUCCUUCGAGAAGUUCGACCGAAAUCGCGCGGUAAAAGAUCGUUACUAUUCUUCUUGUUCGACCUAGAUCAACUACGUGAGUGCUUUAGAACUACACGGCAGCAGGAAGUCGGUAAAAGUUAAGUGCACCGAUCAUUCGCUGCCGGGGUUCACUGUCAGUGCCAUCGCACGAGCAGUUUAAAUCCCAAUUCCAAUGUCGUCCGACGUUGCAUCACGUCGGUUUCUUCUGUGUUUGAGCGCGACAUCGUAUGCCCAAGUUGGCGUUUGUAACGUGUCAAGAUUGUUGUACUCGUAAUAUAUUUCGCCAUGAGUUAACGAAUCAGCGUGUCCAGAAUUGUAUGAAAAAAAAGGAAAAAAAAAAAGAAAAAGAGAAAACUUUUAUCGGAGAAAUCACAAAGUCUAAUAUGAAAUCGUUUAACGAGGCUUAGGAAAGGAUUAAAAAAAAAAAACACUAAAACCCCCUCGUAUCCUCUUGUGAUUGUCGCGCACCGCCACCACCACCACUGCCUCUCUUCCACGCGCAUUCUCGAGCACUCGUCGAAUCGACCGAGCGUAUCGAAUGGUCGAGUAGAAGUUAAAAAAAAAAGCCGAGAAAAAAUAACACACAUACACACCACGAGAAAUACGCCGACAGCGACCUGAGAUCGUGUACCGAAGUCAGUCAUGAAUCUUAUGUUCCGCAAGAACUUCGGCGAGAAGGGACUCGGUGGUGGCGGACUAGGUGGAGGACUAGGGGAAGUUCGGCCUGCCCUGAGCACCACUACUUACGGGACCAGCGGGGCCUCAUUCGGCCAGAUAGGAACGCGUUUUGGCGCUACGCGCGGUGGUAUCGGCCAGUCUGUGGUCAGUAGCGUACGUGGACCCGUACGACGCAGCCGGGAAUUCGGAAACUUUCCGUCAAUGGGCGAUCACGAGCACCAGGCACAUGGCUAUCGUACUCACUUAUUCCUAUCGCCGCCUGCAGGUGGGGCACUUGGUUCACCACCCGAAGAACCGGGCGAGCGACUGGGUCCGCCGCCACGUCGUAAUUCGGGCCCCCAUGUAAUUAAAUGGGGUGGAGGUGGAUCUGUCAAUUCCACGCAGGGUGGUCAGACCGGCAAUCAGGCCAGGAGAAAGCAAAAUCAGAUCGGUCAACAGAAAGAAUCUUCCGACUCACCAAGCCCGACUGCGUCUAGGCAGGUAUCCUUUAGCGGAAACCGUACUUCCGGUACCUACACACCUCUCGUGGUUUCUGGAAACAGCCCGCCACGAGGCGAACCAAUCUCUUUGGCCACUUUGGACCGUGACUGCUUUAUUAUACCUCUCGCUUCUCUCGAACGUUUUUUACCAGCCGGUGUACCACAUGCUCCUGUCGCUGAUAAGAAGAGACCGGGGAGUCCUCUGUCGGUUCUCGAGGUUGAGGACCCGAAGCAAUGUGUUCUCGCGCAUUUCAUGACACCACUGGAACCUCUGGACCCGCUAAUGGAAUCUCCAGUACUGAUGUAUCGAUACUUGCCAAAAUCUGUGGGUCUCAGACGUAUUACUUUGCACAAAUCGAUGUCACAAGGCGACAAGAUGUAUCUGUUAAUCUGCGAGUGUUCGCAGCUGCAAGACAAUCUAUCUGCUGCGGCAAUACUUCUGCCGGCACUUCGUGCACGUCUGUGUGGAUACACCGGACUUUACAGACCCUCCGUAUGCUUCUGAUUCCUCACCCGGCUGUUAGAGUCUGCGAGAAACAUCCUUUCGAAUCGCAUUAUGUAUAACUCUGCAGAAAAAUCCAAACGGUGUCGUAUCAAAUGUCAAUCUUUUACUUUACGAUUCUAUUUGUAACUAAACAAGUUGAUAUCAAUAUCUUUCAGAUAAUAGUAAAACGAUAUCGAUAAGCAAUGAUAUCGAUCAGCAUUUAUAUUUUUGAUCAGAAUUAAUUUUGAUUUUGCAGGAAUAUAAUUAAUAUUAUAACGGGAGAAAAGAUGCGAUACCGAUUUGCAGGAAUUGAGGAUAUAUCGUCGCAAAUGUUGUUAACGAACGAGACACUGUGAUUUCUACUGUUAUCGUAUUACCUAUUAUAAGGAGCGCAACUUCGUAUACGCUUUAGACGAGUUUCGUUGAUAAUCGACGAAACGGCCUGCAUGCUCGAUUAGAUAUGAACCUAUUUGUAUUUUUCGACUUUACUAUCUCGUUCAUUAUGCAAGCGAGCAUUGCCCAAGUAGGGUCACCGAACGAAGCGGAAAUGAAAUGUAUACAGAAUGAAUAGUAAUAAAAUUGAUAGGUUGCAGAAAGUAUAUUGUAAUAU
Molecule: messenger RNA, 2337 nt
Organism: Acromyrmex echinatior (Panamanian leafcutter ant)
Lineage: Eukaryota; Metazoa; Arthropoda; Insecta; Hymenoptera; Formicidae
Source: RefSeq, a predicted model, not a curated record